UUCACCGAUCCUUUAGGUUUAGCAAAUCCAGCAAAACGAGUUUGGACUUGAACUCUAGGGCUGGAAACCCAAAUUCUAAUCGGUUUCUUUUUAAAUUUCAGUUAUCUUUCUGGAAUUUGGCGGGUUCAUGGAAUCCCAAGGACAGAAAACUUCGAACAAUCCCAAGGCCAUGCUUUCAUCUAUUUUGAGUAAGAGACAAAAGCUUCAGGAAGAACUUCGAACCAUCGAAAAGCAGGUGUAUGAAUUAGAGACAAGCUACUUACAAGAAUCAAGCAAUUUUGGGAACGUGUGGAAAGGAUACGAAGGGUUUCUUUCUUCAUCAAAGAACACUGCAAACUUGAAAAGGUCGAGAAAAUUUCAGCAUGAAGAUAGGCUUUUUUCAUUGUCAUCAGUUACCUCGCCAGCGGCUGAAGAGCUUGGAGCAGGACGAGAAGAGGGAAGAUCAGAUAUGGGUCCAGGCAGACCUAAAGGUGGAGGCCUAACUAUUAAUGGACAGGGGAAACCGAAGAAAGGAAGAAGUGGACCAAGAGAUGGGCGGAAAAUCCGGCUGUCUAAUGACCUGGAUCUUGAUGAUGACGAUGAUCACGAUAUGGGUGGCAUGAGAUAGUUAAACCUCAAAAGGGGAUGCUAUUAUAAUCUCUGUUUGUGUGUUUAAUUUUGUUUUCUAUUUUUCAUAACUUGAUGACUUUUAAUUUGAAGAUGUAAGCUAAGUUGAGAUCCAUCCAUAUUUGUGAUCAGCAGUCAUUAAGAGGGGGACUUUGCUUGCAAC
Molecule: messenger RNA, 769 nt
Organism: Cynara cardunculus var. scolymus (artichoke)
Lineage: Eukaryota; Viridiplantae; Streptophyta; Magnoliopsida; Asterales; Asteraceae
Product: chromatin modification-related protein MEAF6
Exons: 7
Coding region: 128-607 (159 amino acids)
Cellular component (GO): histone acetyltransferase complex
Source: RefSeq, a predicted model, not a curated record